CCCAAAACAGUCAACAGUGGCGGCACAUGCCUCCUCAUCAUGGCGGCCUCGGUUAAAAACAUGGUUCGCAUGUCAGACGACAAGAGCAGCAGCAGCAGCAGCGAUGAUGAGACGCUGAGGAGGUGUCAGGAAGCAGUGUGGGAGUCCCGGACUGUGAAAGACAAAGAAGAGGACAAAGUGAAAGAAUCAAAACGGGUUGUUGUCGCUGACCAUGAACAUGAUGGAAACGAGCUCCAGGUCAGCCAAGGGUUUCGAACGCAUGUUGCUAAAAAGUUGGGAAAUUUUCUUGACAGAUGCAUUUCAGAAACGCAAACUACAUCUUCGUCCUGUGUGGCAUCAGCAAAAUGUGAUGAUGAAGAUGAAGGGUUUCGUCUGUUUUCCACAUCAGUCCCGGGACAGACGUCUGAGGAGCCCCCUGCACCUGUGAGGCGUCGGCCUGUUCCCAGCUCAAGUGACAGUGACAGUGAGAUGGAAUCGAGGCUGAGAGAGGCAGCGGUGUCCGUCAAAGAUCUCUUACCCUCUGCACUCUCCCCGUCCUCAACGCAGCCUCCCGGCUCAGGGAAAGUAAAGAUAAAGAAAAAGAAAAACGUGGCAGAGGAAGAAGAAGAGUGCCAAAUUGUUAAGAAAAAGAAAAAGAGGAGACCGACUGGAGAGGAGAGUGUGCAAGUGGACUGUGCUCGCGCUCUGAAUACUAAAAGUAGUGGCGAGCAGCAGAGCUCAGAACAGGAACACUCGCAGGUCAAAGUAAAACCGAAGAAGAAGAAGAAAAGGUGUGAAGGAAACACAAUGGACUAAAUUCCUUUUGACCGUCGUAUCAAUGUUGCUUGAAUCCUGAAAUGAUUGGAUGCCGAGAUAUUACUCAAAACAUUUUAAUGCUUGAAAGAGUCUCAUUAAAGUGUGAAAAAAGGGCAUUUUUCAGGCAGUGAGCUAAUGAGGGGCAACAUGCAAUUUAUACGUUUCAACUCAAUUUCCCUUUGUGCGUACAUAACAUUUUUAAUAAAAUACAUUUUCAUGUUGAUUUUC
This is a messenger RNA of Solea senegalensis (Senegalese sole), 1023 nucleotides long. It is a transcript of the gene lg5h12orf43, whose product is annotated as linkage group 5 C12orf43 homolog. NCBI's taxonomy places the organism in Eukaryota, Metazoa, Chordata, Actinopteri, Pleuronectiformes, Soleidae. The record is from RefSeq and is a predicted model, not a curated record. Bases 40 to 795 code for a protein of 251 amino acids. The transcript is spliced from 6 exons. Gene Ontology annotation, biological process: Wnt signaling pathway; negative regulation of Wnt signaling pathway; Spemann organizer formation.